GGGGACGAUCCGGAGCGUCCGGACCGUCCGAGUGGUGUUCCGGGGGGCGAUGCAUUCGCGCUAUAUAAAGGGAAUAAUGUGAAAUAUAGCCCAAGGUAAGGGUGAUACCUAAAAAAUGGAGCCUCGGCUCCCAUUGAAAUGGCCGACGUUGUUUUUAAUAUUAUUAUUGGGCGUCGCGACGCCGCCCUUUAUUCGCGCCAAUCCGGACGCCAAGCGUCUCUACGACGAUCUUCUAUCGAAUUACAAUCGAUUAAUUCGACCGGUGGGAAACAAUUCGGAUCGGCUCACCGUCAAAAUGGGCCUCAAAUUGUCCCAGCUCAUCGACGUGAAUUUGAAGAACCAAAUAAUGACGACGAACGUUUGGGUCGAACAGGAAUGGAACGAUUACAAGUUGAAAUGGAAUCCGGACGAUUACGGGGGCGUCGAGACGCUGCACGUUCCGUCCGAACACAUUUGGCUUCCGGACAUUGUCCUUUACAAUAACGCCGAUGGAAAUUACGAAGUGACCAUUAUGACGAAAGCCAUUCUCCAUCAUACGGGUACAGUGUCAUGGAAGCCGCCUGCGAUUUAUAAAUCGUUUUGUGAAAUCGACGUCGAGUACUUCCCCUUCGACGAGCAAACGUGUUUCAUGAAAUUCGGAUCCUGGACUUACGACGGUUACAUGGUUGACCUGAGGCACCUCCAGCAGGUCCACGAUUCCAACAAAAUCGACGUAGGCAUUGAUCUGCAGGAUUAUUACAUAUCAGUCGAAUGGGAUAUUAUGAAGGUCCCGGCGGUGCGAAACGAAAAGUACUACAGCUGCUGCGAGGAGCCCUACCUCGACAUAAUGUUCUACAUCACCCUCCGCAGGAAGACGCUCUUCUACACGGUGAACUUGAUCGUACCGUGCGUCGGAAUCUCCUUCCUCUCCAUCUUGGUCUUCUAUCUACCAUCCGAUUCCGGCGAGAAGGUCUCGCUCUCCAUCUCCAUUUUGCUCUCGCUCACCGUCUUCUUCUUGCUCUUGGUGGAGAUCAUCCCGCCCACUUCCAUUACGGUGCCUCUGCUAGGUAAAUACCUGCUGUUCACCAUGCUGCUGUGCACCCUCUCGGUGGUGGUGACCAUAGCGGUGUUGAACGUCAACUUCAGAUCGCCGGUGACCCACAAACUGGCCCCGUGGGUGAAGGUCUUCUUCAUCGAGUUCCUGCCCAAGUGCCUGUUCAUCGAGAGACCCAGAAAGGAGGACGAAGACAGAAGCCUGGACAGCGUCCUCACCGACGUCAUCCACGUGCCCAUGCUGGACAAGUGCAAAUACGAGAAGACCUCCUUCGACAGCUUCGAUUUGGGCCUACCGCCGCCCAGAUUCGACUCGGGCGGCCUCGGCUCCUGCUUCGGGGAACCCCCCUUUCCGCUACCUUUGGCCGGCGGGGAAGAGGACCUGUACAGCCCGGCGAGCUGCAGGACGAACAUCUUCGAAGGCUCCAGCGACCUCAGCCCCACGCCCUUCGACAAAAUCGAGAUACACGACAUGGAGAAGACCAUCGCCGAUUCCAGAUUCAUCGCCCAGCACGUCAGGAACAAGGACUCCUUCGAAAACGUGGAGGAAGAUUGGAAAUACGUGGCGAUGGUGUUGGAUAGAUUGUUCCUGUGGAUAUUCACGAUGGCGUGUAUCGUGGGUACCGGUAUAAUCAUCUUCAACGCUCCGUCGUUGUACGAUACGGCGAAACCGAUCGAUAUAUUGAUAUCGAAGGUGGCCAAGAAGAAGAUGGCGCUGCUGAAGAUGGUGCCCGAGGAGCUUUGAGCCGGUUCUUCUUUUUGAACGUUUGGUUUUUGUUGUAGGCGGUAAGGUAAAAAUGGCGGCGCGCGUUUUUUAUAUGCCGGUCUCGGGGAAGUACCGGGAAAAGUGGAUUUUUUUUUGGUGUAUAUACGGCGUGUCCCAAUGCAAUAUGUAUCUAAUAGAUUAUAUGGAUUAUGGAUGAGUAUCCUCUAAUGGAUUUUUUUGUAUGCGAAAAAAAAUUUAUUCCUUAUCCAUAUAGUAAGUUCUAAGGGGACAUUCUGUAUAUAUAAUGUAUAUAAAUGAAUUGUAAUUAAUUGCUCUUAUGCAAGACUCGAAAUUGCGAUGAUAACGAUGAUAAUCACUAAAUGAAUAAAAAAAUAGUAAUUGUUACGUUAUGUAAUUGAUUAAUAAUAAUUAAUAAUUAAUCAAUAAGUAAUAAAAAAAAUGUUAAAAAUAAUUGUUUAAUUCGUAAGCAGGGACGAAACGUAUAGUAGUUUUUGAAGCGAUUAUUAUUAUUAUUAUUAAAUAAAACUUUUUCCAUUAAGUAAAAAUG
This is a messenger RNA of Phyllotreta striolata, 2306 nucleotides long. Lineage: Eukaryota; Metazoa; Arthropoda; Insecta; Coleoptera; Chrysomelidae. The record is from the annotation of a GenBank genome assembly.